CGCGUGUGUGUGUGUGUUCUAGUGAAGGAGGCUUCAUCUCCCAAAUAGGAUGAGCAGCCGGUUUGGUGGUGGCACCGCGGAUGGUCCGGACCGAUUCACUGCUAGUGUUUUGGAGCUUUUCUUUGUUCAGGACUCUUUUCCACACCAGACGGAUUUCCAAUGGAUAUUCCCGUGUGAAGGAGGCGCGCGCGUUAUCACGGCUGAAGUAAAGACAUAGCGAGGAGCCAGAGCAAAAAUGAGGUCAGAGGCCUUGUUGCUGUAUUUCACCCUGCUACAGAUGGCUGGAGCUGCCUUCCCAGAGGACUCGGAGCCAAUCACUAUUUCACAUAGCAACUAUACAAAACAUUACCCAGUGUUUGUCGGACACAGACCGGGAAGGAACAACACACAACGGCACAAACUGGAUAUUCAGCUGAUCGUCAUAACGAAUCGGACUCUUUAUAUAGCUGCAAGAGAUCACAUAUAUACAGUGGACAUCGACACAGCAGACACUGAGGAGAUCUUUUUCAACAAGAAACUCACAUGGAAGUCCAGGCAACCCGAUGUGGACACCUGUAGAAUGAAAGGAAAGCACAAGGAUGAAUGCCACAAUUUCAUCAAGGUCCUUCUCCAGCAAACCGAUGACACCUUGUUUGUGUGCGGGACCAACGCAUUCAACCCUUCUUGUCGAUCCUACAAGACGGACACUCUGGAUGCACUUGGGGAGGAGAUUAGUGGAAUGGCCCGGUGCCCGUAUGAUGCCAAGCAUGCCAACGUUGCCCUGUUUGCUGAUGGAAAGUUGUACUCUGCUACAGUCACUGAUUUCCUGGCCAUCGAUGCGGUUAUUUAUCGUAGCCUGGGAGACAGUCCGACUUUGCGCACAGUAAAACACGAUUCAAAGUGGCUGAAAGAGCCCUAUUUUGUUCAGGCAGUAGAUUACGGGGACUUCAUUUACUUUUUCUUUCGAGAAAUUGCCAUGGAAUAUAACAGCAUGGGAAAGGUGGUCUUCCCACGAGUAGCUCGUGUGUGUAAGAAUGACCGUGGAGGCUCACAACGAGUACUGGAGAAACAGUGGACAUCCUUCUUAAAGGCUCGCCUCAACUGCUCCAUCCCAGGCGAUUCGCACUUCUACUUCAACAUCCUGCAAGCCGUAACCGGCGUCAUCCGCAUCAAUGGUCGUGAUGUUGUCAUGGCGAUCUUCUCCACGCCAUUUAACAGCAUUCCAGGCUCGGCCGUGUGCGCCUACGACAUGGCGGACAUCGCCACGGCUUUCACCGGCCGCUUUAAAGAGCAAAAGUCACCAGAGUCGACCUGGACACCAGUACCUGAAGAUAAAGUUCCUAAGCCCAGGCCUGGCUGCUGUGCUGGAACACCAUCAGCAGAGAAAUACAAAGUGUCCAACGAGUUUCCAGAUGACACACUAAACUUCAUAAAGAUGCACCCCUUGAUGGAUGAGGCCGUAGCAUCUAUAGCCAACCGGCCCUGGUUUCUAAAGACAAUGGUCCGAUAUCGGCUCACUCGCAUUGCGGUGGAUAACGCCGCCGGGCCCUAUCGCAACUACACUAUUGUUUUCCUGGGCUCUGAGAGAGGCAUCAUCCUCAAGUUUCUGGCUAAAAUUAGCAGCGGUUUUCUGAACGACAGCCUCUUCCUGGAGGAGCUGAGCAUCUACAACCCCGAGAAGUGCAGCAUUGACGGCGUAGAUGACAAGCGCAUCAUCAGCAUGGAGAUCGACAGCAAGAGUCACUCACUUUUCGUCUCUUUCACGUCUUGUGUGGUAAAGGUGCCUCUUUCACGCUGCGAACGACACGGGAAGUGCAAGAAGUCCUGUAUCGCCUCCAGAGAUCCGUACUGCGGCUGGGUGUCGGAAGGCGCUUGCCGAGAAAUCACAAGCACAAAAUGGCCAUUCGAGCAGGACGUGGAGCAGGGCAACACAGAUGGACUGGGAGACUGCCAAAACUCCUUUGUGGCUCUAAAUGGCCACUCCACCUCUUCUCUCAGCACUGUGCAGCCCAAAGAGCCCCCUGAAUCCAUCGAUAAGAGGGACCCCUAUAUCGCAGUGCCCUCUUUAACCCAGCACGAGUCCACCGGCGUGAUUCGUGAAAGCUUCCAGAAGGGACGUGAUCAGAUGGUGCCCAUCACUCUGCUGGCUGUGGCUGUGGUGCUGGCAUUUAUCAUGGGUGCUGUCUUCUCUGGUAUUGUAGUCUACUGUGUGUGUGACCAUCGCCGGCGCCAUAUUGAGCUCUCUGCACGCAAGAAAACCAAGGAUGCUGUGAACUCCAGACGUGGCUCCAUGAACAGCGUGACCAAGCUGACAGGCCUAUUUGAGACGCAAGCCAAAGAUGGCCGGCCCGAGGCCAUCCUUGCUCCUCUGAUGCACAAUGGUAAGACAAUUAUCAAAGCUGAGGAGCAGCAACACCUGGACCUGGUGGCACUUCCCACACCUGAGUCCACACCCAUGCAGCUGCGCCGCAAGCCCAGCCGUGCCAGCCGGGAUUGGGAGAGAAAUCAAAAUCUAAUUAAUGCCUGCGCCAAAGAGCUGGCAUCCAUGGGCUCACCAAAUGUCCUGAUAGGCACUGACCUUCCACUGAGGGCAUCUCCAGGCCACAUCCCAAGUGUGGUGGUGCUACCUUUACAACAGCAUCAGCACCAGCAGGUCUACCAGCACCAGCAUGAAUAUGUAGAGCAGCCACAUCGCACUGAUUUGCCAGAUGAUCAAGCAGCUACGCUGGAAUACAAAACAAUGAAGAACCCAUGCCACAAUGUCAUAGUGGAUUCGGAUGGGGUGCCACCCCGCGUGCCCCAAAGGGAGGCCUCAUUAGCAGCUGUGGUACCUCCAGCGGUUCCUCAGAUGGGCAAGAGGCUAGAUAUGUACUGUCGCGGAUACCCAAUGGGCCUAAAGAAGCAGCAGCACAACACCAACUCAUCCAACUCGUCUCACAUGUCAAGGAAGCGCAGCUUCAGCCGUGCCGAGACACCACCACCGGCGCCACAGAGGCUUGACUCUAUACACGUCUCUUCUCCUUCAGGCCUUUCACGUCACUCCAGCUUGAGCUCAUAUGGCUCAUUGCCUCGCUGCAGCUCUAGGCACCGCAAACCAGACGUCCCACCCAAACCUUCGCAGUUCGCCCUCUCCGGGCAAGUUAAGUGCAGCGACUCGGGGACAUAAUCAGUGCACCUUGGACAGGGGAACAUAAAAUCUGUGUUGUACAGCUGUGUACAGAAAAUGCUCACUGUUUUUUUAAGAAAACACACAAAAAACACACUUUUCACAUAAAUGUACGUGUUUAACUCAGGCUGUUGAUUCCUUUGUUGGUGAAACAUGUAAACACCUGCUCCUGAAACAAGAGAGACUCUUAAAUCUUUUGUCACUGAGCCAGAUUUGACUGUAUUGCUCAAUGUUUUUCAAGAUGACAGUAUGCCAGGCUAGGGACACGACCACGUCGCAACCGGCGUUUUCUUUACAGCCUGCGAAAAGCACACAUUGUGGAUCACAGAGAGGAGUGUUAUUGUGUAGUUCUAAUACUGGGAUAUACCCCAGUAAAAAAAAAGGAGAAAAAAACAAACAAACAACAUAUGGACAACAGCAAUCUCAGCCUGGAACAACAGCUGGUUUACAAAGGAAAACUGUGAAGUAAGCUUAAAAAAAAAUUAAAUGCCUCUCAGUGUUGCAGCUACUGGACACAGCAAUCAAGUUCUGCCUUUAGCGAGGUCUGAAGAAUUGUCUACUGUAACAGGUGACUGAAUAACCCGUGACUGUUAGUACUAAUAGCUGGUUGUAUUUAUUUUUUAAUAAAGACAGACUCUUUUUAGACUCAGAGGAAGAGAGAGAAAGAACUUUUUAAUUUUGAAUUAAUUAUGUAAAAUUAUUUAAAGUCAUUCAACUGGAGCCAGUACAACUCAUCGAACUGAAGUCCUCUAACACUUUUUCGAUUACUUCAAGCAACCUAUGGAGGGAAUUAAGGCCUCCGAGGAGCUAUUUAUUGAACUUUGCCAGGGGAGUAUGAGAAAGGUUAAGAUCAAGCAUCACACCAAGAUAAAUCUCCCUUUUGUGGAAAAGGGUGGAUGAAAAUAAAACAAUCUUCAAACUGGAACUCCUGAAACACACCUUCACAUCUCCAUGUGCAUCCUCAUUCAGCACUGUGGAUUGUAUCAUCAACCUCUAACCCAAAUGGCCAUAGCUUCACUGAGUGCCAUUCUGGUUCACUUUUUGCAUGAAAGUUUGCAAAGACUGAGCCUAGGAAGAACAAAAAAAAAUCCCCAUAUUAUUUGCAUCACAAAAGGAUGAAUGCUGGCAAAUGCCCAGCAUGGUAGAAAUGUUUUAAUUUUAAUAGAAAAAGUUUUUUUUUAUUUGGCAGGUAUUAAAAGGUCUCAUUUCCUAGUCUCAUCUUCACACACCCUCAUACUGAAUUAUAUGUUUGAUAGCCUGUUUUUAUUUUUGUUGUUUGUUUUUUCCAUGUGUAAAUUUGUGCCUUACACCCCUGAGUAGUGAAGAGUUUGUUAGCUGUUAACUGUUACCUAGUAGUCCUUAUGAUUAUGUAUUUUCCUUGUUUGAUAAAAGAAAAAAAAAAAAAAAAAAAAAAGCAACUCAAGAAUGUAGGUAUUCUUGUUCAUUCUGGUCACUUUGGAAAUACUGGGUGGGCGGGGCUAACCACACAACAUAUUUUAGUGAUUGAUUUCUAAUUGUGCCAAUGAAACACUUGAACGCAGCCCUUUUUGUUGUGCUAGCAGUGCUGUCAGUGUUGUUGUUUUUGUUUUUGGGAUUUUUCUGCUGUUGUUUGGUUUUCCAGGGGCUGAUGAUGUUCUUACUUUGGGUUUACAAUUUGAAAAUUAAUUGUAUAUUCCUGGAAAAGUCUUCUUAGUUCCGGCUGGCACAAAGCAAUGAACGGCUAAUUGGCGAAAUGAAUUCGAAUUCAUCUUCUUAGCGUAUCUCCCACCGAAUGACCCUAAGCUCUUAAUAUACAUGUUGAAAUCGAGUUUUUGAGGCAGAAAAAACAGGCUGGCUCCUGUGAAAAGAAAAGCACUUGAAUGAUAUUAGGGAACAAAUAAAUGCGUUUGAUGUUUAUGACAGAUGCUAACUAAUAUAAUGUCCUAACUGUAGCUUAAUUAUGUACAAUAAAGGUUCGAAUCAUCAGAUUUAAGAAUUUAACUACUUCCCUGAAACGAUUUAUAGCUCAAAUUUUUCACAAACGGACAAAGUACUCAUCUAGUCUCAGUAGAGAUCAGGCGAUUGCUCUAUUUCCUGUCAGCAGUUGCCUCUGAUAUGGGAGUCACUCAUCAGUAAGAGAGAAGGGAAGCAGGAUUUGCCGGUUCCUCUCCUUUACCCGUAUGUUACUUGGACUAAUAUGUACAUAGGUUCAGACAGCAUUGGCCUCGUCUCGGAUCAGAUUAGGAGUAGUGAAGGGCCACUCAGACUCGCUCACUCGUUUUCGGAGAAAUGCAUCUCGGCCUGUGGUUCCCGAUGCUGAUUGUGGACAGUGGGCUCUUUGGUGUGCCUUUUGUUUUUCACUCUGUCUGCUACACUCUGCUCAAGGUGAACAGAGCUGGACAUUCCAAAAUCGCUUGAAGUUUACACUCCUGUAAGAUAUUGCUCUGUCACAAGGUUUUUUUUUUCCUUGUCCUUCUCCAACCUCCUUAACAUCUGAUUCAUAAGUAAAUGUAUGUUGUAAAGACAUUCUCUUUAAUAAAUGAAAAAAACCUAAUAAAAACAUUUAAAAUUCUUGUCACAAAAAA
Silurus meridionalis is the source of this 5709-nucleotide messenger RNA. RefSeq names its product sema domain, transmembrane domain (TM), and cytoplasmic domain, (semaphorin) 6A (gene sema6a). Gene Ontology annotation, molecular function: semaphorin receptor binding; chemorepellent activity. The coding region runs from base 236 to 3145 and encodes 969 amino acids. Lineage: Eukaryota; Metazoa; Chordata; Actinopteri; Siluriformes; Siluridae. Gene Ontology annotation, biological process: semaphorin-plexin signaling pathway; axon guidance; positive regulation of neuron migration. The transcript is spliced from 19 exons. The record is from RefSeq and is a predicted model, not a curated record.